AGUGCGUGUGCGAAUGCCUGUGUGGCGGUGACGCGCAGGCGACGGCGGGAAGGGGAGGGAGAGAGAGGGAGGGAGGCCACCGACCGCCAGAGCUGCUGGGCUGCUGGGCUCCUGCGCGCUCACGCUCCCCGCCGCCCGCCUAGGCGCAGGCAGGGCGCAGGCGGCGGCGGGCGGCAUGGAGAGCCUGCUGGAGAACCCGGUGCGCGCCGUGCUCUACCUCAAGGAGCUCACGGCCAUCGUGCAGAACCAGCAAAGCCUCAUCCAUACCCAGCGCCAGCGCAUCGAUGAGCUGGAGCGGCGUCUAGACGAGCUGAGCGCGGAGAACCGCAGCCUGUGGGAACACCAGCAGUUGCUGCAAGCCCAGCCUCCGCCUGGGCUGGUUCCCCCGCCGCCGUCUGCCCCACUGCCUGCUCCUGCAGUCACUGCUCCGGCCGCCGCUGCGGCCCAGGAACCGCUUCAGGACCACGGACAGCUCAUACCCGCUUCACCGGAGCCGCCGCUUCAGCACCACGGUCAGCUCCUGGCGCAGCCCCAACCUGCACCCAGCAGCAGGGUUCAGACUCCUCAGUCGCCCCACCAGCACCCGGUGGCACCCGGGGCCAUAGCUGACAAGGAGAAGGAGCGUCCCUCGAGUUGUUGUGCUGCCGCGGGAGCCCUGCUUCAACACGCAUCCCCCGCCGCCCUCGGCAAGGGCGUCCUGAGCAGGAGACCCGAGAAUGAGACUGUGCUACACCAAUUCUGCUGCCCUGCCGCUGACACCGAGCAGAAGCCUGCCUGCUCCGACCUGGCUUCCCAAAGUGAUGGCUCCUGUGCCCAGGCCGGUGGGGGCAUGGAGGACUCCGUGGUGGCAGCGGUGGCAGCCGGCAGACCCAGUGCCCAUGCCCCGAAGGCUCAAGCCCCGGAGCUACAGCAGGAGGAGGAGCGGCCAGGGGCAGUGGGCUCCCCACGGGCUGGCCCCCUCCGCGCGGCCUCUCCUGGCCGGCAGCAGCCUGCCCUGGCGACGGCGCUCUGCUCCCACACUCCUGCUGCCUCCGAAUACGAACUCUCCCUUGACCUAAAGAAUAAACAGAUUGAAAUGCUAGAACACAAAUACGGGGGCCACCUGGUAUCCCGACGCGCCGCGUGCACCAUUCAAACCGCUUUUCGCCAGUACCAGCUCAGCAAGAACUUUGAGAAGAUCCGUAACUCGCUCCUGGAGAGCCGCCUGCCUCGGCGGAUCUCACUGCGCAAGGUGAGGGCGCCCACAGCGGAGAGUCUGGUGGCAGAGAAGGCGCUCCUGGAGGGCUGUGGGCUCCUUGGGCUCCCGCUGGGGCGCUCGCCCUCGCUGCCGCCCACCUUCGCUGGCUCGCUCACCGAGCUGGAGGACUCCUUUACCGAGCAGGUGCAGUCCCUGGCCAAGUCCAUCGACGACGCCCUCAGCACCUGGAGCCUCAAGACCAUGUGCUCGCUGCAAGAGAGUGGCGCGUACCAGCUCCACCAGGCGCUGCACCCGAGUGCGGGACAGCCAGGCCUGGAGACCGAGGCGGCGGCGCGGGAGCCAGAGAGCGGCCCCGGGUCUGGAGAUGAGGCCGGUGGUCUGCCUCAGGGUCACAGCGGUACCCUCAUGAUGGCUUUCCGGGACGUUACGGUGCAGAUCGCUAACCAGAACAUCUCUGUUUCCUCCUCCACCGCCCUGUCUGUGGCCAACUGUCUGGGUGCACAGACCGCCCAGGCCACAGCCGAGCCUGCUGCCGCCCAAGCCGAACAAGAGGACACCGCGGAUCAGGAGGUCUCGGAAGUCCCAGCCUCGGAACAGAUGGACCCACCCAGUGAGGACUCAGAGGCAGCGGAGAGCCGCGCCCAGAGCGCACAGGAACCCGCGGUGGCACAGGCCGUGGUGGAGGAGGCGGUGGCUACAGAGGCAGAGGAGGAAGAGGAGGGGGCCAAACAGGCAGGGAAGGGGGCAGAGGCCGAGGGAGGCGACAACUCUGAGCAGCUGAGCAGCAGCAGCGCUUCCACCAAGUCUGCCAAAUCCAGCUCAGAGGCUUCUGCCGCUGCCUCCAAGGAGGCCCUGCAGGCUGUGAUCCUGAGCUUGCCCCGCUAUCACUGCGAGAACCCAGCCAGCUGCAGGUCCCCCACGCUCUCCACAGACACCCUGCGCAAGCGGCUGUACCGCAUCGGCCUCAACCUCUUCAACAUAAAUCCGGACAAGGGCAUCCAGUUCCUGAUCUCACGUGGCUUCAUCCCUGACACCCCCAUCGGUGUGGCCCACUUCCUCCUCCAGCGUAAAGGCCUCAGCCGCCAGAUGAUAGGAGAGUUCCUGGGCAACAGCAAGAAGCAGUUCAACCGGGACGUGCUGGACUGUGUGGUAGAUGAGAUGGACUUUUCCAACAUGGAGCUGGAUGAAGCCCUGAGGAAGUUUCAAGCCCACAUCCGUGUGCAGGGGGAAGCACAGAAGGUGGAGCGACUCAUAGAAGCUUUCAGCCAGCGCUACUGCAUGUGCAAUCCUGAGGUGGUGCAACAGUUCCACAACCCAGACACCAUCUUCAUCCUGGCCUUUGCCAUCAUCCUUCUCAACACCGACAUGUACAGCCCCAACAUCAAGCCUGACCGGAAGAUGAUGCUAGAAGACUUUAUCCGGAACCUCCGAGGUGUGGAUGAUGGUGCAGACAUCCCCAGAGAACUGGUGGUAGGCAUCUAUGAGAGGAUCCAGCAAAAGGAGCUCAAAUCCAAUGAGGACCAUGUCACAUAUGUCACCAAGGUGGAGAAGUCCAUCGUGGGCAUGAAGACGGUGCUGUCAAUGCCACACCGUCGCCUGGUCUGCUGUAGCCGGCUCUUCGAGGUGACCGAUGUGAACAAGCUACAGAAACAAGCAGCACACCAGAGAGAAGUGUUCCUCUUCAAUGAUCUGCUUGUGAUUCUCAAGCUAUGCCCAAAGAAGAAGAGCUCCUUCACGUACACCUUCUGCAAGGCAGUCGGCCUGUUAGGCAUGCGCUUUCACCUCUUCGAGAACGAGUAUUACUCCCAUGGCAUCACCCUGGCAACCCCACUCUCGGGCUCCGAGAAGAAGCAGGUGCUGCACUUCUGUGCCCUGGGCUCCGACGAGAUGCAGAAGUUCGUGGAAGACCUGAAGGAGUCCAUCGCUGAGGUGACAGAGCUGGAGCAGAUCCGGAUAGAAUGGGAACUGGAGAAGCAGCAGGGCACAAAGACUCUCUCCGUAAGGUCUGCUGGAGCCCAAGGGGACCCACAGUCGAAGCAAGGAUCACCCACAGCCAAGAGGGAGGCGAUGGCAGGAGAGAAAGCGGCGGAGAGCUCGGGGGAGGUAUUAAUCAAUGCCUCCCCAGCCCGACUCACCAUUUUACCAAUUUCAAGAGAUACAAUUAAAAGUUACUGCUAGCAUGGGUAACGCCACCCUUCCAGCGCCUAGUUAAGCCGCAAGCACUGCCAAACUACUGCUCCCCAGUCAGCCAGCUGUCCCUGCCCACUGCCCUCUGGGGCCAAGCUCCCAGCCCAGCCCAACCCAGCCCAGGGAGAUGAGCCCCCAAACACUAGUGGCCCCCCUUCCAUGCUCUUUGCACACCCACUACCCCCAAUACACUGCUCGCUAUCCCCCAAAUAUGUGCCAUAUCAGAGACUCAAUGGUCCAUUUCUAGAUCAUUCCUCAUACAGGGAGCCUGGGCUCCCUCCCAAAGUCAUACCCAAAGCCAAGUUCUCCAUGAUCACUCCUAGGGACAUCUGGACACCUCCUAGGGAAACUGGAGGACUGGGGUUUGAGACAGUGAGAAGGAAUUUCUCCCUGGAGCAACUAGUCUCUGGAAAGCUGGCCAUGGGGUGGGGUGAACACAGGAGAAAAAAAGAAGCCCAGCAGGGCUAGAUGCCUCAGAGGUUUUCCUUGGGGGAUGAGCUGGAGGAGAGGAUGCCAUUUCCAAACCACAAGGAAAAGGAACCUAGAAGUAGCGGCUGGCUUAUGCCAGCCCCAAGGCAGCCCCUAAAGGCGGCAUACACUGCCUCCCAUAUAAACCCUCUCCUUGGCUGCCAGGCCUUGAGGACCACCAGCUGCUCAUAGACAGUCCUCUCCCAUGCCCACCAGCAGGAGGGCUUCCCUAGAUGUAAGGGAGAUGCCCACCCAGCAGCCUGCCAAGCCCUGGGGAGCCACAGGAUACCUGGGAGUUCAGUUUCUCUCUGUCCCUGCACCCCAUCCCCCACGUGUUUCUGGAGGAGGCACCUUUACCCGGAGGAGCUUCCCGCCCCAGCAGCUGAACAGCCCCCAGGGUGGGUAUUCCAUCCCCUGCCCUGCGCCCGCAUCUUCCCGCAGCUGCCCAUUCUCAGCCUUGCAGAUAACCCUAGUCACCAGCCCUCCAGUUCAUCCUCUUGGGGCUACCCAGGGAGGAUCAGCCAUAUGGUGCCCCUCUUCCCUCCUAGCUGCCCAAAGGGGCCACACGGCUAUCUGCAAGGCUGCCUCGCCCCUCCAGCUAGCUCCAGGGAUCCUGCCAGCCUCUGCUUCCCUAAACAGAGGGCAAUCUGGCCACCCCACGGCCUCACGGCUUAGCCCUAGCUCCCUCUCCUCUGGCAUCGCUUGGCCAAGCCCCUAUGGCAGGCGCUCCUCCAUCUUCUCUGAGCUAUCGUGACUGCUACUCAUGUUCAUUCUCUCUCUCUCUCUCUCUCUCUCUCUCUCUCUCUCUCUCUGAGGCUUUCACUUACUGAGUUUUAAAGAUCUGAGAUAAUGUGGGACUGUCAUGCAAAUGGAGGGAAAUGGAAACUGUGUGCAGGCUGAGGCAUAGCCUACAGGAUGGGAGAAAGGAGAAGGAAGGCUCACUGGCUCUGAACUGGGUAGCCCAGUGUUGGUGCACCAGGCACAAGGGUGCCGUGAGGUGGGGGUUGGGAAGCAAAGAGGAUGAGCCCGGUCAGGUUGUCUCUGGCCAUUUCUCCUGGAGAAUUAUUAAGAAUCCUAGUAGAUAAGAGAGCCUGUGCCCUGUGUCAGCAGUGGUGGCGUGCCCUUCUGCCUAGGACAGCCCCCGAGAGGACAGAGAUGGCCACGCCCUCUACAGGCUAUGUGUCUCAACAGCAAUGAACUCCGAACACUUCACCUAGGAUGAUUUCCUGCCCGGGCAAUGCUGCCCCGGGGAGGGAGAGGAGGGAGAAAACAGCCUUGUAACUGGCUAAUUUGGGAGCUGGGGCUUGAGAAUCUUAGUGACAUCUUAGUGAGCCUUAUGGGAGACUGCACAAGUCUAGGAAAGGAGGAGGUCUCUGAAAUUACACUUUUAGACAGUAAACAGGACUGCUAAAUGCUGCUCUGGGGCUCUGAGAGAGUGCGAGCUAUUCUGGCCCAGGCCUGGAAUAAGGACUUCUCCUCUGCAGCUUCAGCAUGCCUCUCUGUGCCCAAGAAGUUGGCCCAUCAAGUUGGUACCUAAGGACAGACAGGCCCAGAAAAAUAAAAGCAUCUCCAGAGAGAAGGAUCCUGGGCACCCCUGAAGGCCCAUGUGUUUGGAGAAGAUGGUGGUGUCUCACAGCUAGGGAGAUGAAGGAUGCGGAUGAAGAAUGACAUCAUUCCCACCCCCUUGCAUCCAUUUCCUCUACCUCUUCUGUUAGCAAGAGGGCGCCAGAUGUGUUCAUACUCCUAGGCCUACAUAAUGGGUCUCAGAUGCAGGUUCAAGAGCAGACAGACUGUUGUGGGGCAAGGAGUCUAUUAGAAGAGUUAUUAACAUCCUGGACAGAGACAGACAGACAGACAGACAGACAGACAGACAGACAGACAGCAGACAGCAGACAGACAGGAGCCUGGCGUGGCUCUAAGGAGAGGCCCCGACACCACAGAUAGACCAUAAAUGGGGGUUCUAAAGAGAUGAAUCAGAGCCCGCAUGGUAGAAGUGUCUUCUUAGAAGUGUCUGAAAAAGCAUGGGCCUGCCACCGGGCUCUCUGGUUCCCAGGCAGGAGUCAAGGAUGUGUGGUGAUCACCAAUACCCACCUUGAUGCUAAUGCAUUUCUCUGGGUGAGAAUCCCUGGCAUCCAGAAGCCUGAUAGCUAGAGACUCGGAGGCGAUGCCCUGAGGAGGCACCUCCCAGUGUCUGUGGGAAGGAAAUGGCUGCUGCUGCAGCAGUUAUAGCCUGAGCAGCAAUUCUAACAUUACAUUCUUACAAUGCAUCUGCCCCAGCCACCUGCUCCUGACCCAUGCAAGGAACCAAGAUAGGAGCUCUCUCCGUCUCUCUUGAGUGAGACAGGAGGUGAUGGGGACUUGACUAUCUCAGCAUCUCUCAAAUGCAAAGGUCAUGGCCUCGGGGACGGUAGGAGGACAGGGCAGGUUAGGUCCACAGGACCCCUUUAAGGUUCCCCAGCAUUCUGGGCUCAGGCACCUUAAUGGUAAUGAUGAGGCUUCCUCCUUAGUCACAAGGAGGAUGGACCUGCUUCUCUAGCUCAGUGGGUAGAGAGAGUAUUCAUAGGGAGGACUUUGCCCUGCAGAAUCAUCUCACAGGAGAUGAGACGGGUCUGGAGAACCAAGGUGGUGGUUGAGAAGCUGUUUCCCUGCGGGUGGAGAGACAGACCACCAUGGGGAGGAAGGGCGGGUCAAAGCCAGCUCAAAAGCAUCCAAAGGACACCAGGCAGGAGAGGUCUGGAGGGAGGCUCUGGGAGGCUCGGGUGGCCAGCCCCAGCAGCUGGGAAUUAGUGGUAACAUUUCAUGCUUCUCUGGCUGUUUCUAAACUAGGUGUCAAUUCACAACAGGCUUCAAACGUCCCAGCACAGCCCCAAGUUGGGGGUCGAGAGGGGAGCGCCUGCACCAUCACCACCAACAUCACCACCGCCGUUGCCGCCAGACCCACAGCCUAGCCCCCUGAGGGAGCAGCCCCCACCGCUGCCACUGCCACCACCCACACCUCCAGGCACCCUGGUACAGUGCCAGCAGAUUGUCAAGGUCAUUGUCCUGGACAAACCCUGCUUGGCCCGCAUGGAGCCCCUGCUGAGCCAGGCUCUGUCCUGUUACGCCUCAUCCUCCUCAGACUCCUGUGGCUCCACACCCUUGCGUGGUCCAGGCUCCCCAGUUAAGGUCAUCCACCAGCCUCCACUGCCCCCGCCCCCGCCCCCAUACAACCACCCUCAUCAGUUCUGCCCCCCAGGCUCCAUGCUGCUCCGGCGCCGUUACUCCAGCGGCUCCAGGAGCCUGGUGUAGGCUCUACCCUUAGCGCCCCGAUGUCCCAGUGGGCUGUCCUUUGGGAAUCUGGGCUGCUCGUCGGCACUGCUCACAUCUAGGCGUAAUGCCUUCCUGGCCACUGGUCACUAUUGUAGAAAGAGAAUGCCUUGGCAAGAUGGUUUGCUUGACCCAACCAUCCUUCACUAACUGAUUUGAGUACCUUGCCACCAAUGUGUAACCACCUUCUCACUCUUCUAGGGGGUCCCACAUGGCCAGAUGGACCUUCUCCUCUGUGUUCACCAUGCUCCCCUUAUUAGAUUGUAGAUUGAAGGAAACUGAAGCCAAGGGGCCUGUGGGCUGAUGGGCUUGCAAUCUUGGUCUAUCAGUGUCCAUGUCUUGGGCCAAGAACAAAAGGCUGAACCUGCCAGCAGCACCCUCCAGGACAGGGGCCGGCUACCCCAGCAUAAGGUGUAUCUAUGCCCCCAGCUGAAUCAAGGAAAGCUAUCCCUGGCUCCCUGGCAGGACCUAGGCGUAGUAGAAGGGAGCUCUGUCUACUGCGUCUGUUAUCCAAACCUAUAGUCAGGAAACUGGUUCUUAGCUCCCCAGGGAUGUUGGCUCCCUGAACCAUGUCCACUCUCCUGCCUUCCCCAGACCCAGGAAAGACCCAAGAAAGAGAAGGGUCCAGGGUAUUCAGUUCUGUCUGGGUCAGUUCAACGUGGCCCUGCGACGGUGAGGUCAUGUCUGCAAAGUGCACUUUUAAAGAACAUUUCUUGGUUCUCUAAGCCUUAAACGCUCGGCCAGUACCGAGUGUACACAGGCAGUUAUCCGUAAACACAUGUGAGAACCAGGUUGAUGACUUCCUGGUGGAACCAGAAGCAAGGAAAUGGGGUUUCAGCUCUGCCCGGCCGAGGUAUGACUUGGCCUGGAGGCGGGGAUUCCUGGUGUAUGACUGUGCAGCCUCUGUACAAAGACAAGGUGAAGCAGUGGGGUUCCAGAGUCACUGUGCCAACCCUGUUGUCCUAGCUUUGAAACAGUCCCUCCCUGGAAAAUGAUGCUGGCUUCCAGCAGGGAUGGCCUAGAGUUCCUGGAUCUUUGAAACUGCAGAGCAGAGCAGAGCAGGAAAACUCAUCAGCUUCCCAGGCCUUCAUCAGCACCAGAGCCAGCACAGGUAGCCCUGGCCCUACAGAGCCCCAGAGACAACACGGGUGGUGUCACGGAUGGUCACAUUCAUGCUGUUUUCAGGGACAUCUUUCACAAGCCAGGCCAGCCUCCUUUGUCCUAUGCCAACAGCUAUAUCUGACUGUCCUCAAGAUGUCCUCCUAUCAGAGCCUGUUUUUAAAGUUUCCCUAGAGGCAAGAGGCACAGUGAACGUUGCCAUGGUUGGAAGUGAAUUAGCUUUUCCUGGUCCCUACUAUACCCCCCCCCAAGAUUCAGUACUCUGAACCAGAUAGGAGGCAUAAAUAACCCAGGCUAUUAGAGGGGCCAAAUGACCCCAUUUCACAUGUAUGCAUGUGUACAUGCGUGCAUGUGUGCAUGUGUGCGUGUGAGUGUGUGUGUGAGUGAGUGUGUGUGAGUGUGUGUGUGUGUGUGUGUGUGUGUGUGUGUGUGUGUGUGUGUGUGUGUUUUCACCCAAAGGUCAUUAUGAUGUCACCCAGGGCAUUUCUGGCCUAUUCCUGUAACUUUUGGCCAAUAUACUGUCUCCCCAGAGGCUCCCUGCCUGUGUUCUUCUGAGUUGGCUGCCUUGGGCCCCUUCUAGAGCACCGGUAUUUCAGAAAAUCAUCAGAAUCUGUCAGGCUGGAACAGCUGACAGAUAGGUGCCAUGCCUAGACACCUCACCCACCUGGGCCGGAGCAGAAAGGGCAGAGCCUGGGGAACGCACAGAGCUUUGAUUGUGAUUGGAUGAACAAGAUAACUGAAAAUAGAGGGGAGUAUAUGACUAAUAUGGAGGAUGUGGGGUAUGAAGGAGUGUGAGUUAUGAAUGUGUCUUAGCAUGUUUCUGGAGUGGAGGUCAUGAUGUCGAGGGCUGAUGAAGAGGGACAUAGCCCUAGAUAGCCCAGUUCCCAUUGCAAACCCUGCUCUCUGCUCACAUCUGGCUUCAUGCUAACAGUGCCCUCUGCCCCUCCCAGCUCAGCUGAAGCCUGACUUUCCAGAUGAGCUCCAGCAUCAGCAGAGGUUUGGGGCCUGGCCCACCUGCACAGGCUCUGAGAACCCAGAGCCUCAGCACUCUGCACCUUUUCUACAGGGAGAGGCUUACUCAAGGUUGCUGUAGUAGCUCACCUACACCCUGCUAGCCAGAGCAAAGUCCUGCACAGGAAGCCACACUGCUUGGGGUCACAGCAUGGAACAUCCCUGAGCUGGCAGGACUUUGAGCCCCCAGUAGCCCAGUGCAGGAAGAACUGGCCCACCUUACUGAUCAGGCAAAGUUAAAGCCCUAGCACCUGUUCUCAUAUCAGCCACCCUGCAAAUGGUGGGAUUCAUCUGUACCUUAGUCCCUAGAGACCUGGGAGAAGCCUCCUCCCCAUCCUGAUGGCAGGGCCUCCAUUUUUUUGUAGAGGCCCAGAAAGAGGCUCUUGAGACUCCAGUUGUCUCAAAAAUUAGGGGAGAGGUGGAGUGCUAGCUGAGCUCCCAGAUCCAAGCACCCUAAAAACGCCCCAGUCCAUCAACUCUCUAGGCCUUACUUUGGGGAGCCUGGGAUCCUCUUCCAAUUUCUCCAUUUGGCCCCAACUCUAGAACCAAGUGGGAGGUGGAACCAGCUUUCUUACCUCCUUUUAGGCAAUCCCACCUAGUGUAGUCCUGUCUUGGCAGCCUUUCCUGGAAGCUGGCCUGUCUGUCUUUUCGUCAGCAAAGAUGUCUUGCUCCCACAAAUAUGUAUUGGUCCUGGGUUUUUGCUCCCCCUACUCCAGUGUCCAAAGAGUACCGGGAUGUCUCUGUUACCUGGUAGAGGUUCCCGAUGUCAUUCAUCUGUCUGUCUCUGCAUCAGCUGACCAUCUUCCAGUGGUACCUCUCCUCCCCUGCUCACCCCUCACCAGAUGGAGUGAUAGCUCUCUGGGGACAGGCAGGGUGGCUGCACUCAGCAACUAAUCCAAAUGGCAAAUAUUUUGUAACAAAAUAGCCCAGAGGUAUUUUAUCUGUUCAAUUCCUAGAGUUUUAGAGAUUCUAUUGAACUGUGUCACUUGAGCAAA
Mus musculus (house mouse) is the source of this 10284-nucleotide messenger RNA. It is a transcript of the gene Iqsec3, whose product is annotated as IQ motif and Sec7 domain 3. The transcript is spliced from 14 exons. Gene Ontology annotation, cellular component: GABA-ergic synapse; cytoplasm; postsynaptic density. NCBI's taxonomy places the organism in Eukaryota, Metazoa, Chordata, Mammalia, Rodentia, Muridae. Gene Ontology annotation, biological process: regulation of ARF protein signal transduction. The record is from RefSeq and is a predicted model, not a curated record. Gene Ontology annotation, molecular function: guanyl-nucleotide exchange factor activity. Bases 176 to 3376 code for a protein of 1066 amino acids.